This is a messenger RNA of Beauveria bassiana ARSEF 2860, 693 nucleotides long. Its product is annotated as DASH complex subunit Duo1. Gene Ontology annotation, biological process: mitotic cell cycle. The transcript has 2 exons. Lineage: Eukaryota; Fungi; Ascomycota; Sordariomycetes; Hypocreales; Cordycipitaceae. The record is from RefSeq and is a predicted model, not a curated record. Gene Ontology annotation, cellular component: DASH complex; mitotic spindle. Bases 1 to 693 code for a protein of 230 amino acids.
AUGGCCGACGACUCCGAGUACACCGAAUCCGACAUCUGGGCCUCACCCCAGCAAACCCUCCAUCCAAAAACACCCAAAACGCCAAAGACGCCCAGAACCCCGCGUACGCCAGCAUCUGAAGGCCCGGACCGCGAUACGCUGCUGCGCAAGGAGCUCGAGGGGGUCAAAAAUGUCAACCAGGCCAUAGAGGGUCUGAUUGGCACCCUACAACGAGCUGGGGGAAACAUGAAUGUUGUCACGCAGACUGUGAAUAACGCCUCUUCUCUCCUCAACUCAUGGACCCGAAUUCUUUCCCAGACAGAACACAACCAGCGCCUGAUUCUCGAUCCCAGGUGGAAAGGCACCACAGAGGACCUCGCCGAACAAGAGGCCGAAGCUCUCCAGCGACAACAAGAGGCUGAGCGCAGGGCGCGCGAAGAAGAACAGCGACGCGAGGAGCUGCGCCGCCGCAGAGAAGAAGAGGAAACAAAACGCAGGCUGGCGCCGGGCUCCAGAUCCAUCCGUGCACCAGCCAGCUCUCGCGGGUCAGUAUCGCGUGCUCGCGCAAGAGCGGGAUCGCGCAUCGGUACUGCCUCCAGCUACUCAUCAUAUAAUACAUCGAGCUCCAGCUCUCGCGGGACCUCGGGCCUCGGAAGAGGUGUAGGAAGAGGUGCAGGAACUGCCAGAGGCACCCGGUCACGAGGCGCACGAUAG